CCAUGGGGACGCUUCUGGCCCUCCUGGUGGGCGCGGCGCUGGUGUCCUCCGCCUGUGGGGGCUGCGUGGAGGUGGACUCAGAAACAGAGGCUGUGUAUGGGAUGACCUUCAAAAUUCUGUGCAUCUCCUGUAAGCGGCGCAGUGAGACCAGCGCCGAGACCUUCACAGAGUGGACCUUCCGGCAGAAAGGAACAGAGGAAUUUGUCAAGAUCCUGCGCUAUGAGAACGAGGUGCUGCAGCUGGAGGAAGAUGAGCGCUUCGAGGGCCGAGUCGUGUGGAAUGGCAGUCGGGGCACCAAGGACCUACAGGACCUGUCCAUCUUCAUCACCAACGUCACCUACAACCACUCGGGCGACUACGAAUGCCACGUCUACCGUCUCCUCUUCUUCGAUAACUACGAGCACAACACCAGCGUCGUCAAGAAGAUCCACCUCGAGGUAGUGGAUAAGGCCAACAGAGACAUGGCAUCCAUCGUGUCGGAGAUUAUGAUGUACGUGCUCAUCGUAGUACUGACCAUAUGGCUUGUGGCGGAGAUGGUGUAUUGCUACAAGAAGAUUGCGGCUGCUACAGAGGCUGCUGCUCAAGAGAAUGCCUCGGAAUACCUGGCCAUUACGUCUGAGAGUAAAGAUAACUGCACAGGCGUCCAGGUGGCUGAAUAGCCCUGGCCCUGGGCUCCACUUCAAGGACGAGCCAGCCCUAAUGGGUAACCUCCCCCCACAGUGGGGAUCAGCCCAUUGGCCUCCCCAGCCCCACAGUUCUGCAGAGGAGCCACCAGGGUGGGAGGGGGCAGGGACUCCACUCCCACCUCACUCACUGCCUCCCAACCCACCCUCCCACCGCCAUGCAUGAUGGGUGAAGCAAUACAGCCCCCCACCCCGCUUCUGCUGCCUGUUUGGGGGGGCGGUGAGGUGGAGGCAGGCCCCGCACCCCUUCUUUUUGCUGAUUUGCACAUAGGCCGCUUUCUACACGCACUGCUGGGUCAGCCGGCCCUGCCCCACCCCUGCCUGAUGGGGGUCAAGAGGGGGUUGGGACAGGGACAGUCCUGGGCAAGGGGUUCUGGGCCUCAUCUCCCUCUGCUUCCUCCAGCUGGACCUGGGGUCCCCUCCCUGUGAUGCCAUCUCAACCUGGCCCACCUGCCCUCUCUCACCAGCCUUCAAUUGUGGUCUCUUGGGAAGGGCCUCUUUGGCCUUGUCUCUCUUUACAGAAGUAGUUUUGUUCAUGAAAUAAAGAUUCUUGGACUUGA
Molecule: messenger RNA, 1243 nt
Organism: Nannospalax galili (Upper Galilee mountains blind mole rat)
Lineage: Eukaryota; Metazoa; Chordata; Mammalia; Rodentia; Spalacidae
Gene: Scn1b
Product: sodium voltage-gated channel beta subunit 1
Exons: 6
Coding region: 3-659 (218 amino acids)
Biological process (GO): cardiac muscle cell action potential involved in contraction; sodium ion transport; regulation of heart rate by cardiac conduction
Cellular component (GO): voltage-gated sodium channel complex
Molecular function (GO): sodium channel regulator activity
Source: RefSeq, a predicted model, not a curated record